AUGGAGAAGGCGUUGGAACGGUAUGGAGUCACGCACCGUUUUUCUACCGCGUAUCAUCCACAGACGAGCGGUCAAGUGGAGAACGCGAAUCGAGGAGUGAAGAGGAUUUUAGAGAAAACGGUCGGGAAGAGUCGGAAGGAUUGGUCCGACAAGUUAGAUGAUGCGUUAUGGGCAUUCCGCACCGCCUACAAAACGCCGCUAGGUACGACACCGUUUAUGAUAGUUUAUGGGAAAGCGUGCCAUUUACCGGUCGAGUUAGAGCAUCGGGCUCUUUGGGCACUCAAAACGGUGAAUUUAGAUUUGACCGAGGCCGCUAGGAGAAGAUACUUCCAAAUUCAUGAGUUGGAAGCCCUUAGGGAUGCGGCAUACGAACGUUCAUGGAGUAUUAAGGAGAAGACGAAGGCGUCGAAGUGGACGGGACCGUAUGUUGUGAAGGAGGUGUUUCCGCAUGGUGCGAUCGAGCUUUACAAUAAGGAGAGUGACGAGUCGUGGAAAGUGAACGGUCACCGGUUGAAGCAUUAUUUAGGAGGGCCCAUCGACGACGUCGAGAAGGAGGAAACUCCUCUCGAAGAUCUUCCGGAUACCACCGCGUAG
Helianthus annuus (common sunflower) is the source of this 594-nucleotide messenger RNA. RefSeq lists its product as uncharacterized. Gene Ontology annotation, molecular function: nucleic acid binding. Bases 1 to 594 code for a protein of 197 amino acids. The transcript has 2 exons. NCBI's taxonomy places the organism in Eukaryota, Viridiplantae, Streptophyta, Magnoliopsida, Asterales, Asteraceae. The record is from RefSeq and is a predicted model, not a curated record. Gene Ontology annotation, biological process: DNA integration.